Messenger RNA from Melospiza melodia melodia, 11568 nucleotides. Its product is annotated as SCO-spondin-like. NCBI's taxonomy places the organism in Eukaryota, Metazoa, Chordata, Aves, Passeriformes, Passerellidae. Gene Ontology annotation, cellular component: extracellular matrix; extracellular region. Gene Ontology annotation, molecular function: protein binding. The record is from RefSeq and is a predicted model, not a curated record.
AUGGCCGCGGUGGGGGGGCCGAGGGUCACCGCAAGGGUGGCGGCCAUCGCUGUGCUGUGGGUGACAGCCGUGGGGGCGGCCACGGGGCGCUGGUGCGAGCGGACGGUGCUGGUGACGGAGCGGGAGGAGGUGAGGCCGCGGCGCGAGGCCGCGGUGCCGUGUCCCAGUUUGUACCAGUACAGCCUGGCCGGGUGGCGCCUGGACCGGGACCGCACGCGCCGGGAGCGCGGGAGCCCCGACGGGGACACCGAGCCCGCCCUCUGCUACAUCUACCGCCCCCCGGAGGUGCGGCCGGUGGCGCGGAACCGCACGGAGCGCGGCUGCUGUCCCGGCUGGAGCGGCGCCCGCUGCACCGAGGGCCCCGGCUCCCUGGGCCGCUGUUUCAGCGCGUGGCAGUGCCAGGACGGCGCCAGCCACAACGGCAGCGCCAUGAGCCGCGCCGAGUGCUGCCAGCAGCCCUGGGGACACAGCUGGCAGCGCGGGGACACCGGCGGGCCCUGCCUGCCCUGCACCCGCCUGCCCCUGGGCGGGGACGGGGGCUCCCCGCGCCACCGCAGCCCCCCGGCCACGUGCCAGGCCUGGGCCGGCUCCCGGUUCCGCACCUUCGACGGGCGGCACUUCGGGGUCACCGGGAACUGCCGCUACAGCCUGGCCAGCGCCACCGACGGCACCUGGGACGUCACCAUCGGCCUGGGACAGCCACGGGAGCUGCACAUGACCUUCGGGACAGACACGGUGGUGGCCCAGGGACAGAAUGUGUCGGUGAACGGGGCAGCAGUGCCAGAGGGGCGCCCCUACCUGCACAAAGGGCUCGGCGUCACCUGGCCGGGUGACUGGGUGGCCGUGGCCAGCAGCCUGGGAGUGCGGGUGGCCUGGGACGGACACCUGGCCGUGACAGUGACAGUGGAGCCCGAGCUGCGCGGUGGCACCUGGGGGCUCUGUGGCACCUACACCGACGACCCCGCAGAUGACUUCCUGCUCCCUGAUGGGGACAUCGCUGCCAUUGCCGCCUCCUUUGCCAACGCCUGGAAGGUGCCGGUGGCCAGCACAGAGCCCCCGUGCAGGGACGUGCCCGAGGGUGGCCCCAGGUGUGGCCCGGGGCAGGUGGCAGCGGCGGUGGCCACGUGCGGGCGGCUGCUGGCCCAGCCCUUCCGGCAGUGCCACGGCGAGGUGGAUCCCAGCGGGUUCUAUGCAGCGUGUGUGGCACUGCUGUGCGGGGACGGGGACCCCCUGUCACCCCCUGAUCCCCUGUCACCCCCCGAUCCCCUGUCACCCCCCGAUCCCCUGCCACCCCCCGAUACCCUGUCACCUCCCGGUCCCCUGCCACCCCCCGAUCCCCUGUCACCCCCCGAUCCCCUGUCACCCCCUGAUCCCCUGCCAUCCCCUGAUCCCCUGUCACUCCCCGGUCCCCCCGGUCCCCCCGGUCCCGCUCCCGCCGCCGCCUGUGCCACGUUCGCCGCCUACUCCCGGGAGUGCUCCCGCCGCCAGCUCCACGUGCCCUGGCGCCGCCCCGGCCUCUGCGAGCGCCGCUGCGGGGCCGGGCAGCCCUUCUCGGACUGCGUGUCGCUGUGCCCUGUCACCUGUGUCACCGCGGGCGGCGCCGAGCCGGGCCCCUGCCGGCGCCACUGCCACGGCGGCUGCGAGUGCGGCCCGGGGCUGGCCCGGGACGGCCCGCGCUGCGUGCCCCCGGCCGCCUGCCCCUGCCACCACCGGCGGCAGCGCUACGAGCCCGGCCAGAGCGUCCGCCAGCGCUGCAACCGAUGCACGUGCGACGGUGGCCGCUGGCGCUGUGAGCAGCAGCGGUGCCCGGCCGAGUGCGCCGUGCUGGGGGGACGUCACUUUGUCACCUUCGACCGCCGCCGCUUCUCCCUGCCGGCCACGUGCGCGCACACCCUGGUGGAGGACUUCGUGUCGGGGCGGCUGCUGAUCACAGCCGAGCACGAGCCGUGUGACAGCCACCCGGGCUGUCCCCGCAGCCUCACCGUCACCACCAACCGCACCACGGCGCGGCUCCACGGCACAGGGGAGGUGACAGUGGCCGGGCGGGAGGUGACGCUGCCCUUCUCCGGUGCCGGGCUGAGCAUCCGCCGCGCGUCCUCGGCCUUCCUGCACCUGCAGCUGCCCGACGGGCACCUGCUCUGGGGCCUGGGCACCCCCGACACCUUCAUCACCCUGCAGCCCGCCAUGGCCGGCACGGUGCGGGGGCUUUGCGGGACCUUCAACGGGGACCAGCGCGACGAGUUCACGACGCCGGAGGGGGACGUGGAGCCGGGAGUCGCCGCCUUCGCCAACGCCUUCCGGGCGGCCGGAGCGUGCCCGGCGCUGGGCCCCGGCAUUGCCGACCCCUGCGACGGCUUCCCCGGGAGCCGGGAGCGCGCCGAGGCCGCCUGCGCCGUGCUCCUGGGGCCGGCCUUCCAGCCGUGUCACCGCGCCGUGGACCCGGAGCCGUUCCUGGAGCUGUGCCGCUGGGACGUGUGCUCCUGCCUGGACCGGGAACGGGAACGGGAACGGGAAUGGGAGCGGUGCCUGUGCCCCGCGCUGGGCGCCUACGGCCGGGAAUGCGCCCGGGAGGGAACCGAGCUGGAGUGGAGGAACCGGAGCCUCUGCGACGAGCCGUGUCCCGGGGGGCAGCAGUACCGGGACUGUGGGGGUCCCUGCGGCCGCUCCUGCCCAGAGCCCCCCGGCGGCAGUGACUGUCCCCCCCCGGAUACCCUCUGUGUCCCCGGCUGUCGCUGUCCCCCGGGGCUGCUGCUGGCACAGGGCGGGCAGUGUGUGCCCCCCGCCGCCUGCCCGUGCCCCCGCGGUGCCCGCCUGUACCCGCCCGGCGCCCGCAUCCGCCGCGGCUGCCAGGCCUGCGUGUGCGCAGGGGGGUCGUGGCGCUGCGCCCCCGGCCCGUGUCCCCCGGCCCCGCGCUGUCCCCCGGGGCUGCUGCACGCUCCCGGCUCCUGCCUGCGCCGCUGCGACCCCGCCGAGCCCUCCGGCACCUGCGGCGGCCCCGCCGACGGCUGCGUGUGUCCCCCCGGGGCGCUGUUCCUGGACGGGCGCUGCGUGUCGCCGGAGCAGUGUCCCUGUCACCACGGCGGGCGGCCGUACCCGCCCAACGCCACCAUCGCCCGCGACUGCAACACCUGCGUGUGCCGGGGCCAGCGGUGGCACUGCGGGCGCCGGGAGUGCGCGGGGACCUGCGUGGCCACGGGGGACCCGCACUAUGUCACCUUCGACGGCCGCGCCUUCACCUUCGCGGGGGACUGCGAGUACCUGCUGGCCCGCGAGGCCACCGGGCUGUUCGCUGUCACCGCCGAGAACGUGCCCUGCGGCGCCAGCGGCGUCACCUGCACCAAGUCCGUGCUGGUGGCCAUGGGCAACACCGUGGUGCACAUGCUGCGGGGGCGAGAGGUGACAGUGAACGGGGUGGCCGUGCGACCCCCCAAGGUGUUCGGGGGCUCGGGGCUGGCGCUGCAGCGCGCGGGGCUCUUCCUGCUGCUCCUGACGCGCCUGGGGCUGGCCGUGCUCUGGGACGGAGGGACCCGCGUGUACGUGCGCGUGUCCCCGCGGCUGCGCGGCCGCCUGGCCGGGCUCUGCGGGAACUUCGACGGCGACGCCGAGAACGACUUCGGGAGCCGCGACGGGGCCCUCGAGGCCACCCCCGAGAUCUUCGGGGACUCCUGGCGCCUCAGCCCGCUCUGCCCCGAGGCCGACGGCCGCCGCCCGCACCCCUGCGAGGAGAGCCCCCAGCGCGCGGCCUGGGCGCGGGGGCGCUGCGGGGUCCUGCGGCACCCGCUGUUCGCGCCCUGCCACGAGCUGGUGCCGCCGCAGCGCUUCUACGAGUGGUGCCUGUUCGACGCCUGCGGGUGCGACAGCGGCGGGGACUGCGAGUGCCUGUGCACGGCCCUGGCCGCCUACGCCGAGGAGUGCGGCCGGCGGGGGAGAGCGCUGCGCUGGCGGAGCCAGGGGCUGUGUCCCCUGCAGUGCGAGGGGGGGCAGGAGUACAGCCCCUGCGGGCCCCCCUGUCCCCCCACCUGCCGCGACCUGGGCCGGGAGCCCCCCGAGCUCUGCGGGGCCCUGGGCUGCCUCGAGGGCUGCUUCUGCCCCCCCGGGCGGCUCCUGCACGACGGGCAGUGCGUGGAGCCCCCCGCCUGCCCCUGCUUCUGGGACGGCUUCGCCUUCCCGGCCGGGGCCAGCGUGACCCAGGGCUGCAGCAACUGCACGUGCGUGGCGGGGCGCUGGCAGUGCCCCCCGAGCCCGGCCCCGUGCCCCGCCGCCCCCGCCUGCGCCCCCUGGGAGUUCCGCUGCCGGGCCGGGGGGCUCUGCGUGCCCGGGGCCUGGCUCUGCGACAACGAGGACGACUGCGGGGACGGCUCGGACGAGCUGUGCGACCCGCCCUGCGCCCCGCGGCAGCCCCGCUGCCCCGGCGGGCCCUGCCUGCCCUGGGGGGCGCGCUGCGACGGCGUCACGCACUGCCCCGACGGCUGGGACGAGGCCGGGUGUCCCCCCCGCGCCUGCGAGCCCCCCGAGUUCGCCUGUGCCGGGGGGCGCUGCCUGCCCCCCGCGCGGGUCUGCGACGGGCGCCUCGAUUGUCCCCCCGGGGAUGACUCGGACGAGGCGGGCUGCGCCCCCCGGUGCGGGCCGGGGCAGUUCCGGUGCGGCGGGGGCCGCUGUGUGCCCUCCCCGCUCCGCUGCGACGGCCGCGACGACUGCGGGGACGGCAGCGACGAGCGCGGCUGCGCCUGCCCCGAGGGGCACCUGCCGUGUCCGGGGGGCGGCUGCGUGCCCCCCGCCGCCCUCUGCGACGGCCGCCGCCACUGCCCCGACGGCGCCGACGAGAACGACUGCCCCGCGCGGGCCACCUGCGCCCCCGGCACCGUGCCCUGCCCCGACGGCUCCUGCGUGCCGGAGGCGGCCGUGUGCGACGGCGCCCGCGACUGUCGCGACGGCUGGGACGAGAGCCCGGCGGGGUGCGCGGUGGCGCUGCCGCCCGCGCCGCUGUCACCUGUCACCGCUGUCACCACCUCUGUCACCGCUGUCACCGCCGACACUGCCGUCGCGGUCACCAGCGGCACUGUCGCCAGCACCGUCACCGUCAGUGACACUGACGCUAUCGCCGACACCUCUGCUGUCACCGCCGCUGUCGCCAGCACUGUCGCUGUCGCUGUCACCGCCUCGGCCGCGCCCUGCCCGCCCCGCUCCCUGCGCUGCGACAGCGGCGGCUGCGUCCCGCGGGGAUGGCGCUGCGACGGCGACAGCGACUGUCCCGAUGGCAGCGACGAGCGAGGCUGCGCCCCCCCGUGCGCCCCCGGCCACCUGCCCUGCGGCCCCGCCUGCGUCCCCCCCCGCCGCCUCUGCGACGGCCUCCCCGACUGUCGCGACAGCGUCGACGAGAGCCCCUGGCUGUGCGAGCCCCCCGGCCCCGGGAGCGGCCCGCGGGGUCCCUGCGCGGAGUUCGACUGCGGGGACGGGGAGUGUGUCACCUUCGGGCAGGUGUGUGACGGGCUGCGGGACUGCGCCUCGGGGGGGGACGAGCGGGGCUGCGGCCUCUGGGCUCCCUGGGGGCCCUGGGGGUCCUGCAGCCGCCCCUGCGGGCCCGGGGGGCAGCGCCGCGCCCGGGGGUGUCACCAGCGCCGCCCGGGGCUGCUGCGGGGCUGCCGGGGACCCCGCGAGCAGGAGCGAGCCUGCUUCCACCGCGCCUGCCCGGUGGACGGAGCGUGGGGCCCGUGGGGUCCCUGGUCCGAGUGCCCGGGGGGCUGCGGGGGGGUCCGGCUGCGCACCAGGGGGUGCCGGCCCCCCCAGAACGGCGGCCGCGCCUGCGAGGAGCUGCGAGGGGGCCCCGGAGCGCUGGAGAUGGCCCCCUGUGCCCCGGGGGGGUGCCCCAACGCCUCGCAGUGCUCGGAGGGGCUGCGCCCCCUGCCCUGCGCCCCCUGCCCCGCCUCCUGCGCCGACCUGGCCGCCGCCGUGCCCUGCCCGCGCCCCCCGCCCUGCCGGUGCUGGUGCCCGGCGGGGCAGGUGCUGGAGCCCCCCGAGGGGUGCGUGCGGCCGGGGCAGUGCCCGUGCCGGGCCGGGGGGCGCCGCUUCCCCCCGGGAGCCCCGGUGCCGCUCGGGUGUCGCGUGUGCACGUGCCUCGAGGGACAGCUGCGACACUGCCGCCCGCGCCCCGGCUGCUCAGUGGACUGCGGCUGGUCCUCGUGGUCGCCGUGGGGGCCGUGCGGGGGCGGCUGCGGCGGCCCCGGGGUGCAGUGGUCCUUCCGCAGCCCCUCGAACCCGGCCCGGCGCGGGGGCGGCCGCCACUGCCGCGGCAUCUACCGCAAAGCGCGACGGUGCCGCUCGCCGCCGUGCCCGCGGUGCCGGGAGCGCGGCCGCUGGCGCGUCCCCGGGGAGCGCUGGCGGGGGCGGCCGUGCCAGCUGUGCCAGUGCCUGCCGGGCGGCGCCGUGCGCUGCGUCCCCUACUGUCCCCUCCGCCGCUGUCCCCAGGGCCAGGCGCUGCGGGAAGGGGACGGCGGCUCCUGCUGCUCCUGCGGCCCCGCGGGUGACAACGCCACGGCCACCCCGCCCGGGAUGGUGACAGCGCUGUCCCCAAGCGGUGCCGAGACCCCCGGCCCCACGGCCGGGCCCGAGGGGCCCAAAGGCACCGACACCCCCCCGGAGCCCCCCAGCGCGGCCGGGGGCACCCCCAGAACCGCGACCCGGCCCGAGGGCACCCCGGGACCCCCCGAGGGCACCCCCGGAACCGCGACCCCGCUCCAGGACACGCCGGGACCCCCCGAGCGCUCCGCGCCCCCCCCCGAGCCGGAGCUGCCCUCGCUGGCCCCCACGGGGGUCCCCGCCGCGACCCCCCCAGGCUGCGCCCCCCGGCCCUGGGGGGGGUGGGGGUCCUGCAGCCGCUCCUGCGGGGUGGGGGUCGCUCUGCGGCGCCGGAGGGAGACCCCGCCCGGGGGGGGCUGCGCCCACCGCCCCGACACCGGCACCGGAACCGACACCGGCACCGGAACCGAAACCGACACCGGCACCGGCACGGACAGCGGCACCGGAACCGACAGCGGAACCGAAACCGACACCGGCACCGGAACCGACACCGGCCCCGGCACCGGCACCCGAACCGGCACGGACAGCGGCACCGGAACCGACACCGGAACCGACACUGAAACCCGCGUGUGCUUCCUGCGAGCCUGCCCAGUUUCGGGCGGGUGGGCGCCCUGGGGCUCCUGGAGCGCCUGCGCCGCCCCGUGCGGGGGGGGGCAGCAGAUUCGCCGCCGCAGCUGCAGCGACCCCCCCCCAAAAAACGGGGGGCGGCCGUGCGAGGGAGGGGCGCUGCAGAGCCGGCCCUGCAACCUGCAGCCCUGCGGGGACCCCCCAGCCUGCCCCCCCCAGGCGCUGCUGGUGCCCCCGGGGGGGUGCGAGGAUCUGGGGGUCCCCCCGUGCCCCCCGACCUGCGCGGACCUGAGUGGGAACAGCUCGUGCCCGGGGGGCUGCCAGGAAGGCUGCCGGUGCCGGCCCGGGCUGGUGCUGCAGGGGAGCGGCUGCAUCGAGCCCAGAACCCAUCUGUACCCCAAAUCCCACCGGUACCCGAACCCUGCUGCACCCCGAACCCAUCUGUACCCCAAAUCCCACAGCGCCUGCGGGGUCCCUGCGGGGGUGAUGGGGGUGCCCGGGGAUCGGGGCCCCCCUGAAUCCUGCGGGUGGUCGCGCUGGACCCCCUGGACCCGCUGUGACUGCGGCACCGGGACCCGGCAGCGCUUCAGGUCCCCCACCAACCCCGCGGCCGCGCCGGGCGGUGCCCCCUGCACCGGGAGCCCCCGAGAGGAGCGGGGCUGUGCCGAGCUCUGCGGCCCCGGUACGUGCCAGGAUCCCCCCGAGACCCCCGAGCCCCGGAGCCCCGGAGCCGGGACCCCCGAGCGCCCCCGCGGCCCCUCGAGCGCCGCGUGUCCGUCUGUCCGUCUGUCCGCAGAGCCCGGGAGCGCGGGGCCGCCUGCGGGGGCCGCCGGGGUGCCGGGGGGCACUGAGACCCCAGGGUCCCCAGAGAGCCCAUGGACCCCAGGGUCCCCAGGGUCCCCAGGACCGCCGUGGGCGCUGGAGCCAGCGUGGGGCACGGAGCUGCCGUGGGGCACGGAGCCGCUGUGGGUCCCGGAAUCCCCGGAGCCCCCCGAGCCACCGGAACCCCCAGGGUCCCCAGAACCCCCAGAACCCCCGGAGUCCCCGGAGGCCGCGCUCGGCCCGUGGUCGCCCUGGAGCGCGGAGCCCUCGCCGGUGCCGGUGUCUCCCUGGAGCGCGGAGCCCGCCCGCGCCCCCGAGGCGCCGGUGCCCGCCCGGUGGUCGCCGUGGGGGCCGUGGGGCGGCUGCAGCGCCCCGUGCGGGGGCGGCGAGCGCUGGCGCCAACGGGGCUGCGGGACCCCCCCGUGCCCGGGACCGGCGCUGCAGAGCCAGAGCUGCCACAGCCACGCGUGCCGCGAGGCCGGGUGCCCCCCGGGGCGGACGUUCCGUGAGUGCGGGGGGCGCUCGGGGUGUCCCCGGAGCUGCGCCCACCUCGGGGGGGCCGUGGGGUGCGCGGGGGGGUGCCAGGAGGGCUGUCACUGCCCCCCCGGCACCUUCCUGCACCGCCGCACCUGCCUGCAGGUGAGACCCCUCCCCAUGGGGGUGCUGCCCCCAAAGCCGGCCCCUGUGCCCCCCAGCACGUGCCUGUGGGGCCGCCUGCGCUGCGCCCCCCCCGGGGGCUCCGCCUGCAACGGGACCGCGACACCGAACUGUGCCAGCGGCCCCUGUGCCGCGGAGCCCGGCCCCACACCCGAUCUCGGCCCCAUAUCAGAUCUCGGCCCCACACCCGAUCUCGGCCCCAUAUCGGAUCUCAGCCCCACAGCCCCAGGGGCCGAGCAGGAGCCCGGGGGGUCUCCGAUGGCCCCGGCGGUCCCGUGGGGGCCGUGGGGGCCGUGGGGACCCUGCAGCCAGAGCUGCACCCGCCCCGAGAGCCCCGCGAGCCGCAGCCGCCACCGGGACUGCGCGGGGGGAAACUGUGGGGCGGGGGCGAGCACCGACACACGGCCCUGCAACCUGCCGCACUGCGAAGGUACGGGGGAUAUGGGGUUAAUGGGGUCACCCUGCAACCUGCCGCACUGCGAAGCCCCCCCGUGCCCGACGCCCCCCUGCCCGUGCCGCUGGAGCCCCUGGGGUCCCUGGGGGUCGUGCUCGCGGCCCUGCGGGGGGGGGCAGCAGCGGCGGCUCCGCGCCUUCGCCCCCCCCGGGCCCGGGGAGCGCUGGUGCCCCCAAAUCCUGGGGGGGGGCCACGAGCAGCGCCGGCCGUGCGGGGUGACGGCGUGCCGGGUGAACGGCGCGUGGUCCCCGUGGGGUCCCUGGUCGCGCUGUGACGUCACGUGCGGGGGGGGCCGCUCCGUGCGCAGCCGCUCCUGCUCCAGACCCCCCCCCAAAAACGGGGGCAGCCCCUGCCCCGGGGCGGGGCACGAGCUGCGCGUCUGCAACGCCCGCGCCUGCGGCCCGCGGUGCCCCCCCGGGCAGACCGAGUCCCCCUGUGCCACCCGGUGCCCGCGGAGCUGCCGGGACCUGCAGGAGGGGGUGUCCUGCGUGGUGGGGGCGCCCUGCGAGCCGGGCUGCCGCUGCCCCCCCGGCACCCUGGAGCAGGACGGGGGCUGCGUGCCCCCCGCGCUGUGCCCCUGCCUGGACUCGGGGGGGCACCUCUGGGUGCCGGGGGGGGGCGGCCCCGCCCGGGGCUGCCGGAACUGCACGUGCGCGGGGGGGCGGCUGCGCUGCGGGCCGGGGGGGUGCCCGCCCCCCCCCGCGACCCCCGGGACCCCCCCCGGCACCGCCCCCUGCGCCUGGAGCCGCUGGAGCCAGUGGGGACCCUGCAGUGCCACCUGCGGGGGGGGGCGGCAGCUGCGACACCGGACCCCCAUUCCCCCCGAGGGCGGGGGGGCGCCGUGUGGAGCCCCCCAGGAGCAGGCGCGGGGCUGCGAGGAGGCGCCGUGCCCGCCGCUGUGCCCCUGGGCGGGGGGCGAGCGGGCGCUGGGCGAGCGCUGGAGCCCCGGCCCGUGCCGGCUCUGCACCUGCACCCCCGAGGGACCCGACUGCGGGGACACGCCGUGCGCCGCCGAGCCGUGUGACUGGAGCCCCUGGGGGCCCUGGGGACCCUGCAGCGACCCCUGCGCGGGGGGGUCCCGCCUGCGCCACCGGCACCCCCGGCACCCCGAGCCCCCCGGGCGGGCGUGCGCGGGGGUCCGCACCCAGAGCGAGAGCUGCGGCUCCAGCGCCUGCCCCGAGCCCCGGUGCGGCGGGGGGGGCCGCGGCCGCAGCCCCUGCGCCGGGCGCUGCCCCCGGAGCUGCGCGGACACCUGGGCGCCGGUGCAGUGUCUGCAGGGACCGUGCGAGACAGGGUGCCGGUGCCCCCCCGGGCAGCUGCUGCAGGACGGGCACUGCGUCCCCCUGAGCCGCUGCCGCUGCGGGACCCCCGGCGGGGACAGCGGGAGCCGCGAGGUGGCCCCGGGCACCGUGACCCGCGUCGGGUGCCACGACUGCACCUGCGAGAACGGGACCCUGACCUGCCCAGCGCUGCCGUGUCCCUCCCCGGAGCCCGCGACUCCCGCCAGCACCAUGUCCUCCGUGUCCUCCGUGUCCCCUGUGUCCCCCAUGUCCCCCGGCUGCGGCGGCGGCACCCGGAGGCGGCAGCGGCAGUGCCGGGAGGGCCCCGGGCCGGGGCCGCCGUGCGGGGAGAGCCCCGGCGAGGAGACGGCGGCGUGUAACCCCCAGGCGUGCCCCGUGCCGUUCCCGGUGGCCCCAAGCUGCCCCCCGGGCGAGGUGUGGCUGGACCCCGGCCCCGCGUGCGAGCGCAGCUGCCGGGACCUUGCGGAGCCCCCCGGGACCUGCGGGGGGACCCCCGCGACCCCCGGAACCUCCGGAUCCCCCGCGACCCCCGGGACCCCCGUGACUCCAGACAGCUCCAGCGCCCCCGGGGUCCCCACGACCCCCGGCACCCCCGGCACGCCCGGGACCCUCGGGACCGCCUCGCCGCCCCCGCGCUGCGCCUGCGCCCCCGGGCGGUACCGGAACGGCUCCGGGCAGUGCGUGAGCGCGGGCGGCUGCGGCUGCCGGUACCGAGGGGCGCUGCGAGCGGCCGGCAGCGAGUGGCGGGAGCCGUGCGGGACCUGUCGCUGCUCCGAGGGACGCGUCACCUGCGGCAGCUCCUGCCCCGCGCUCACCUGCCCCGAGGGCGCGGAGCCGGUGCGGGAGCCCGGGAGCUGCUGCCCCGUGUGCCGGGACGAGUGGCCAGAGGAGCCCCCCGGGCCGUGCCGGCUCCUCACGGCGCUCCGGACCGUCGCCAAGGGCGCGUGUGUCCUGCGGGGCGUCCGCGUCACCUACUGCGCCGGGGCGUGCCGCUCCCGCACCGCCGUCAGCGCGCAGGAGCCGUACGUGCGGUCGCUGUGCGAGUGCUGCAGUUACCGGCUGGACCCCGCCCGGCCCGUGCGGGCGCUGCUGCUGCCGUGCCCCCGGGGCCGCCCCCGGCCCGCGCUGCUGCCCCGCAUCGCCGAGUGCCGCUGCGAGCCCUGCCGGGGUGGGGACUUCAGCCGGCGCUGA